This is a messenger RNA of Oncorhynchus keta (chum salmon), 1743 nucleotides long. Its product is annotated as zinc finger protein 664-like. The transcript has 2 exons. Gene Ontology annotation, biological process: regulation of transcription by RNA polymerase II. Lineage: Eukaryota; Metazoa; Chordata; Actinopteri; Salmoniformes; Salmonidae. The record is from RefSeq and is a predicted model, not a curated record. Gene Ontology annotation, molecular function: RNA polymerase II transcription regulatory region sequence-specific DNA binding; DNA-binding transcription factor activity, RNA polymerase II-specific. Bases 194 to 1630 code for a protein of 478 amino acids. Gene Ontology annotation, cellular component: nucleus.
UCUUUCAACAGCAGCAACAGUUAGUCAGCCACCUCGGUAGGUUGUUAGACAAAAUAGCCGAACCAAUAAAGCUCUUUAGACGCUUUCGUGGGUAUUAGCCACUGUGUUUUAAAGUUAUACGAUUUAUGUUGUUAUUAUUCAGCUAGCGGGCUGUUUACGUUAGCAUUAGCCUAGCUAGCUAACAUCUCCGACCAUGAGUUCACUAAGCUACUCUCCUUCUGCUAAAGAAGAGGAUGUCUGCUGGACGGAGAAAGAAGCUCUCGUCAAAGAGGAGGAGGAAGAGAAGGAUGUCACAGUAAAACAAGAAGUUGAGAGUGAGGCUGUUAUAGUUAAAGAAGAGAAAGACGUUUCAGUGAAAGAGGAGGAGGAUGUUACAGUAAAAGAAGAGGAGGAAGAGAAGGAUGUUACGAUACAAAAACAAGUAGAGAGUGAGGCUGUUACAGGGAAAGAAGAAGAGAAAGACGUUUCGGUGAAAGAAGAGGAAGACGCGUUCAGAGUGAAGGAGGAUGUUACAGUAAAAGAAGAGGAGGAUGCAGUUUUUGAAGUGAAAAGGGGGGAGAUUACGGCCACAUCGGAAGAGGAGGAAACUGGAUAUCUGGGCCCGAUUUCCCAAACAUCCAGUGGUUCUAACGAUGAACUUAGCCAUAAGAUAGGUUUGAGAAACCGGGCCGUGAUUACUACUGGAGAGAUACAGGACUAUCGUGGAUCCUCUGGGGAGCCUCAACAACAGGCAGAGCAGAGUCUCUCCACAUCAGAACACCUCAAGAAACAACAGCAGAGACCCACAGGGAAGAAAUCUAUUUGCUGCUCUGCCUGUGGGAAAUGUUGCAAAUCUUCAUCAGAACUUAAAAUACACCAGCAAGUCCACACAGGAGAUAAACCAUACUGCUGCUCUGACUGCGGGAAACGUUUCUCAAGAUCUAAUUCACUAAAAGUACACCUGAGAAUUCACACUGGAGAGAAAUCUCACCACUGUUUUGAUUGUGGGAAAAGUUACUUAAGAUUAAAAUCACUAAAAGUACACAUGAGAAUUCACACUGGAGAGAAACCUUAUAGAUGUGAUCAAUGUGGGAAGAGUUUUACUAUAUCUAGCUGUCUGACUAUACAUCAGAGAACACAUACAGGAGAAAAACCAUAUAGCUGUACUCAAUGUGGGAAGAGUUUCACUACAUCUAGCCAAUGGAUUGUACACCAGAGAACACACACAGGAAAGAAACCUCUUAGCUGUACUCAAUGUGGGAAGAGUUUCACUCACUUAGGCAGCCUGUUAUCACACCAGAGAAAACACACAGGAGAGAAAUCUUAUAACUGUGAUCAAUGUGGGAAGACUUUUACUCAGUCAAGCAACCUGGUAUCACACCAGAGAACACACACAGGAGAGAAACCGUAUAGCUGUGAUCAAUGUGGGAAGAGUUUUACUAAAUCGAGUAGUCUUAUUGUACACAAGAGAAUACACACAGGAGAGAAACCUCAUAGCUGUGAUCAAUGUGGGAAGAGUUUUGUUACAUCUAGCCGGCUUAUUGAACACCAGAGAACACACACAGGAGAGAAACCUCAUAGCUGUGAUCAAUGUGACAAGAGAUACUCUGAUAAAAGAUCGCUGAUCAAACAUCAGAAAAUACAUACAUGAAGGAGUUGUUUCAUGAUAUCAAUGAAAUGUCACAGUGUAGAAUGUUUUAACAUUGUAGUAGGAGUAUUUUAAUUAUGUCACAAUGGAGAACCCUAAUUGUUUGCCCCCUGUUC